This is a messenger RNA of Helobdella robusta, 342 nucleotides long. RefSeq lists its product as hypothetical. The transcript has 3 exons. Bases 1 to 342 code for a protein of 113 amino acids. The record is from RefSeq and is a predicted model, not a curated record. Lineage: Eukaryota; Metazoa; Annelida; Clitellata; Rhynchobdellida; Glossiphoniidae.
AUGAAGCGUCGAAGAGAUUGCGUCGCUAAUAAGUUACGUUCGGCCUUUUAUGAUAUCGUAGAUGACUUCUUAUUUCAAAAUUUGAUGCGCAUAGUUUUCCACAGUGGGGGCAUCGAGGUUCCAACUCUCAUCCAAUUCCAAUGGUUUCAACAACCAGCACACGUCAAGACAUUAAGACUAUUUUGGAGAGCGGAGAUGGUGUUGGUAGGAAAAGCAGCGUCGUCAACGUAUUGGAAUUCGAAAAUCCUAUCGUGUGAUACUUUGCUUUUCGCCUUGAGUCGUUUGUAUGUUAAAGAGGCUGCCGUCGAGACGCUUCAGACGGAAAACCAUCACGAUAAAUGA